ACGCUGUCCUCUGCAUGUUGCCAAGUAACGGCAGAUAACGACAGGUAAUUUCAGUAAGUAGCAUGAACCAGCUCCGUGUACAAAUAUCUGUAUACUAGUGAUUAUAUCUGAUAGUACACGUGUCCGGAGCCAGUGAAGCUACUGGGACUUCACACAGGUUUGGAGCUCCACGUUUAAAUCCACCUGCUGGUCGAGGUGAUCACCACCUGUUGGCUAACUAGCUAACAAGCUAACUGGCUAACACACGAUCUGAGAUCCCAACGUCUGGAGCCGCAGAGACAGUUGCAUGGAUGUUGUCCCACGUGAUCGAUGGUUAUUGAUUUUACUCGCCGCGUAAACAAGGUUUGUCAACAAGCUUGUUUAAAUGUUUGAAAUACUAUCGGUGGUUUGAGCUGCGCCUUUGGUAAGUAGAUACACUGUGUGUCAAUGGAGAAGGGGGUGAGACCAGCUCAGGUUAUAGUGUCUGUGAAGAUGGAUGUGUCUCGAUCGUACAUCCUAACCUCCUGCGUGUAAGUGGAAGGGACAUGGGACAAACUUCAAAAGUCAAAGUACCCCUUCAAAUACGUUUUCUCAAACAUGGUUUCUGUCAUUUUCGGUAGUUGCUACCUCACUGAUGUAUCUCCAAGUGUUCAUGAUUCGGAUAAAGUUACGAAUUGAUGCUAUAAGAAUGGGGUGAAACAUCCUGAUUGACAACUGAGGCUGACUCAAGAUUGGUUGAGUGCAUGUAUCGGUGCAACGUGGCUUCAUCCCCUGAUUGCUCCUGAGCAGACUCUGGCUCUAAAUGAGCAAGAUGGCAGCGUUUAUAUCCAGGAUAUUUUGGCUUCAUUUCUGGAUAGUUAGUGGAAAUCAGUAAGUGUUCCAUUUUUUAUAAACAGUCUAUGACUCAGACCCACCGUCUUGUAGAAUUGACCCAUCUCUCUCUUAUCUCUGCAUCGUAUUUCCUUACAAAUCACUAAUUGUAGCUGUGUUUUCACAGAUUCAAGCAAACAUGAGCCACACGUGUGUCAGGGAUUCAUCAACCAAAGAAAAUAAGCCAUCAGACACAACAUAUAAAAGGUGUUGCUCAGUGAACAGAUUCCCUGCAGACUGCAAAUGUUUAAUCCCUUGCAAGACCGAUGGGCAGCCGAAAAUAAAACGACUGAAAACUCGCAAGGAGAGGAGCCAGAUGAAAGGUGCGGGGAAAGAGGCCUCAAAGACGAAAUCAUAUCACCAGCACUGCCAUUGCCAAACCAGUAAAGGCAGGGAACAUUUCCAUAACUUUUGUCAUGGAAUCUGUAAUUCAAGAAGAGAUGCACCAUUUUCAAAGGUCAUUACCGCCACACAGGAGCCCAGCAUCAUCACAGAGAGCCGCCUGAUAGGACACCAUGGCCUGUUCAACCACGAGGUGAAGUCUAUUGACAUUCAACGCUUGUUAAGUCAACAGGGGAGGUUGGAGACCGGUGGACAGGAAGCACAAGAAGAGAACCAUCCAUCUUUGACACCUCACAUUCCCUCUCCUUUCUCCAGUAAAGAUUUGUUAGAAGCCGGCACUGAUGAGGUUUUGCCAUUUGAGAGGAAAGAAGACGGUGCUGCAAAGACACGUGUUGUUUGCCAGGAAAAAGAGAAGCCAAUCUGUCAUGAAUCAGAUAUUACACCUGGGCAGAGACCACAGCAACAACUUGAUCUUUCAUCUGAAAGCUACAAAAGCAUCUUCUCAUCCAAGCACAGCUCCCCUGAAGUUAUUAUAAGUGAGGAGGUCACCUCCGUCAUACACGAGAAGGAGCGAGAGUUUCAGCUGACUCCCACAGUUGACAGAGACAUUGUGAAGAGGUCGUAUAAGAAGGUAAAGAAGCAAGUGAUUUCUACUCCAAGGAACCAGGAGCCUCCUGCUCAACAGACACACGCUCGUCACCUCAGCCCAAGUCAACUUCAGCUCUCCAGCUCACCUACAACCAACAGCUUCCUCACACAGCACAGAAGACGAGAUCCUGGCUGUAUAUCGAAGUGUGUCUCCGCAGUGGGAGCACGUUUGUGUGACUGUCUGCAGUUCCCACGUCUGAGGAGCAGAAACCUGCUCGCAGAGAGCAGGGAGGUGCUGCUGAAGGCGCUUCAGGAGAGGCAUGGAGCCCGGCUUCAGGAGAACCUUCUCUAUCAGCAGCGACGCCGUCACUUUGACACUGAUCCCAACAGAGUGCAGGAUCAUGACCAGGAGCCGACCAUGACAGAUACACAUGAGCUCUCGUCUACAGAUGCAUCAGCAUUUCAAGGCGCCGCGGUUGGUGAGCCAUGUUCUGACACCACAGCUUUGAGAGAAAUGAGAAGCAAGCAUUUUAACCUGAAGUCCAGUCUGAAGCCACAGCAGAGCCGGAAAUGGAAUGCUGACUCAUUGAAGAGCCCUGUGGAUGCUUCCGCCAGGCUCUCGGAUGAUAUCCUCAGACUGAGUUCCCGUCCUCAGUUCCGCAUGAACGUUGAACGUGAUUAUUUGUUCACAUCCUCUCCCACCUCAUGCUGGGGAGACAAAGCCUCAGCAUCUCAGCAAUGGGAUGUCGGUCUCAACAGGGCUAAAUGCAACGAGUCCGUCAUUUUUGAUUCCUUUGAUAACAGCAUUAGUGACCACACCAGAGCAUUAAGAGAGAAGAGCUGUGGGCCUCAGUAUAACGACACUAAACCCCUCUUUCCUUAUCAAACACAGCUGAGAGAUAGACACUCAGCAGGGCCAAUGCACUUUCCCCAAGAGCAACACCCGUUUCAACCUGACAGAUUUUCUUUCACUCCUUCCUUCUCCUCCCAAAUUCACCAUCCUAAUCUGAGCAGCAUUUUCCAGCCUUUUAACCAAUCCAGUCCCGCUUUAACUUGCCCUCCCAUCAGCUCCUACCACACAGACAUGAUCCACUACCCCCCGUCUCACGUGCUAGAAAGAGGCCCAGCACCUCGUCUUUCCUCUCUACCGAGCCCUGAGCUCUGGUCCUUCCCACCUAUGAAACUGUACUGAUGUGUCGUCAAACUCUGCCAAACUUUGCCAAGUUGUUUGUUUGACCAACUAAACAAAAUGUUUGUCUUUUUCACAGACGUUGAAAAUAUUUGUUUGUUUGUGUGGUGGCAUUUUUAGCAUAAAAAGUAAUAACAAUA
Molecule: messenger RNA, 3108 nt
Organism: Hippoglossus stenolepis (Pacific halibut)
Lineage: Eukaryota; Metazoa; Chordata; Actinopteri; Pleuronectiformes; Pleuronectidae
Exons: 4
Coding region: 989-2971 (660 amino acids)
Source: RefSeq, a predicted model, not a curated record